UUGCCGAAGGGCCGACCUGGCGGUGAAAUCUCAGAGGCGGACCGGAGAAUGAGCCUCCGCUUCUUCCAGCAUGGCAGGAAAAAAGGCUGACAUGAAGAAAGGGAAAGAUGCCGCCAAAGGGAAAAAGGGCAAAAAGGAAGCCACUGACUCCGAGGAGGUGUCGGAAGCCGACGCGGGCAAGACGGAGCAGAGCGAAAUGGACAGUGAGAUCGUGGAGGAAGCAGGAGAGAGCAAAGAUGACCCCAAGAAGAAAGGGAAAGACAAGAAGGAUGGGAAGAAGCAGCUGAAAGGCGCCUCGAAGCUGGUCCUGGGCCUGACCACCGACGAUGCCAAGAAAAAGAAAGGGGCCAAGAAGGAACAUGCCAAAGCCCAGCUGAAAGGAGCCGCCAAGGUGGUGACCAUCGCCAAGAAGGAGCCGCCACCCAAGAAGAAACGCAGCUUGAAGAGCACCUCCAGGAUCUUCAUGGGAUUCAAAGGCCUGCGGCUCAAGAAGCCGAAGAAGAGCCAGUUCAAAAACACGUCGCGCUUCUUCUGGGGGCUGAAGAAGCUCAGCACCAAGAAGCAGAAGCAGCAGCAGAAGAACAAGGCCGUCCUGAAGUCCACCUCCAAGCUCAUGAUGCGCUUCAAAGGGAUGGGGAAGGGCAAGAAGAAAGAGGAGCCCAAGGCGGAAGGGACCAAGAAGCCGGCCUUCAUGCUGAUACGGCUGGGUGGGAAACCCAAAGAUAAGGGGAAAGGGGGCGGGUUUUUCGGCAAUCUGUUGCAACGGGCGAAGCCGAACGAGAAGUUCAAGACCCGGGCACAGGUUGUCAGCAAAGUGGCUUCCACCACCAGCUGGCUGACCAGGAAAUUCCUAGCCAAGCGGGGCAGGUACAUGUAUGACGAGCGGGUCGCGAACGAAGCCUGGCUGACGAGGAUCGGGGCCAAAAAGCUCCCUUUUCCUUCCGAGGCGGAGGUCUUGAGGCACCGGGCUAAUAUGAGGAGGCUGCCCGAAGCCAGGGCGCUCUAUGGUGAAACACAAGAAGAGUUUGGCCAGUGGGACCACCUCGAUGCCCCCUUGGACAGCCCUGUGGCACAACUGUACUAUGCCCGCUAUCAAGAGGGCGAAUACACUGAGCCCCAGUCUUCCUCUCACUAUGACUAUUCUAACUAUGAUAGUCAGUCUUAUGAUAGGUACCCAGAUGAGGAAUAUGAACCGUACGAAGAACCGGUAGAGUACUAUAACCAUCUGUCGGAAGACCAGCAUGGUUACCUCACCGAGGCUGACCAAGAAUAUGAGCCUACCACCAGUUAUUCACCCUACGAACCUUACGAUAACUAUGCCGAUUAUCAAGAGCCAAGAGGGUUGAAUGACCAGUAUGCCUCUGCUGGAGACCCCUAUUAUUCAGGGGUGGAAGAAGGAGACUAUCCCAAUGACUGUCGUCUUCACGAAGCUGGCAACGAGGAGAACGAAUGGCCACCUGAGACUCCAUCUUCGUAUAACCCUUAUGCCUACCCAUUGGACGAUAUCAUGGAGAUGGAGGAGGCUGAGGUUGACCGUAGAGGUUACUCUUCAGAUUUUUCUAAGUUUUCCUAUUUCAAGCAAGAAGGGAUGGGGGAGAAUUUAUCUCCGAAGCUUUCUUUGAACCGGAAGUUCCGGCUCUUCCCGAGGCCCCAAGUGAAGCUCUUCGGUAUUGACAAAUUGGAUGUCCCCCUUCCUCCCUCGUCGCCGUUUUCCAUUGGCAGUUUGGAUCAAGAUGAGGAGAACUAUGAAGAAUCUGAACCCCUGACCUCUCCUUUUGCCCAGUUUGAUGAUCAGAAUGUGGGAUCCUCCCAGCCGCCCAAGAUCUCAAAACUGUUGCAGGGCUUUCUCGGUGGUGGUCUUGCACAGCCUGUCUCCCCCAAACCACCAAGUGUGAGGAAUUCGGGCCUAAAUGAACCAAAAUGCACCUGCAAGGCCAGCUCACAUCUGAACUUCUCCGCCAAUUCACGUCUGAACUUCACCGCAAGAGACUGUGGAAGUCCUUUGGGGCAGUUCCUACAGAAAUCCCUCACGCAACCAAAACCCAUACUGAAACACCGGGACGCCAGGGAGCAGAGCCAAUCUUUGACAUCAUCUCCAGUGAAGAAAGUCCUUUCAAUGUUCGGCGGCAGCAAAUCUGUGGCACAGACCCUACAGGUCGGAACGAGGCAAUUUGAAAUACCUAAUUCAACUUCAUCCCCCAAACCUGUGAGUCGUUUUCAGGGUCCACAGAGGCACAGCAGCCCUCACGCUUCACGUCCCCCCACAACAAGACUGCGCAAUGAGCUUCAGGAAGAGCUGCACAACACGCUUCCGUUGGCAGGGUCGCCUUCCUACAAAAAGCUGUCUGCAGGAGUCGGUUUGCCACCGAGGUCGUUCAGUCAGGAAGCCAUUAACAACAACAACUCUCAAAGGCCUGCUUCCCCUCAGGUCUCACAAAGGAAUAUCUCGUCCUUUUCCUCAAAACAAAGCACAAGGUCCUUUGGUUCGAAUCGGACGCGAGUGGAUUUCCACACACCUGAGGUGAGUAAUUCCUUCAAGCAAUGGUCUGGAGAUCGUAUGUCCUCACAGGGGCCGACUUCAUGGUCCACGGUGAGGCCCGAAAGCCCUUCCAUGAGAAGACUGGGCUCAACACCAGCCAUGGACAAGGCCUCUGUCCCUGCCCCUGCACGGGGACAAAGACCAUCCGCUUUAUUAGAAGAGCCCACAUCUUCCCCUCGUCUUCCAGCACGUAAUCCUUUUACACGCCGACGCAACACUUCAUCCACUACUUUAGGACCUGCUGGUAGCUCAAGGAAUGAGCCCCCUUUGAGGCAAUCGUCUUCUCAAAUCUCCCUCAAAUCCAACAUUUCUAAAUUUCAGGAUUCUCUUCGCAGUGCCAGCUCUGGUAGAUAUGCUCCAGCGGGGAUCCAUGGGCCAGCCACCAGGGGUAUUCAAGGUCCUCCAUCACCACAGCCACCCCUCAGAUAUUAUGAAUCUCCUCCUACCUCAAAUUUCCCACAGCCGUCGGGAAGAGUGAGUCCUUCAGCAGCUGAUAUUCAAGAAAGGCUUCCCCAAGCUUGGAACAGACAGCCUGAACCACCAAACAAAGCCGUGAAACCUUUAAUGAAAAAUCAGUUCCUGGGGCAAUAUGGCCACCCGUCUCCCAUUCUGUCCACCAGGAGCUCGAGGAUUUCAUCCCCACAUAUGCAGACUCGGCCAGCAAGCCGUAGGGUCACCAUCGUAGAAACUCCAGUUGACUCACCUGCUCAUGCCCAGUCUCUCGAUGAUGUCCAUGGGCAGGUGGACGAGCAGUGGUUGCCACAGCACAGGUGGGAUCAUUCUUCUGGAAAUGGAAUGGCUACCCCCCAGAAUCGCUCCCCUACUAUGGGAAGUAGCGGGAAUCUGAGAAGCUUAUCAAAUCCAUCUCUGCCGUCAAGUCCUGUUUCCAGCUCAACAAAGGACUUCAUCAAGCGCAUUGGUCAACCUCUAGUUGGGAUGGCGGAGAUUGCCUCUUCCAUCCAACAUUCUACUGCAGAAAAUACGGACAACACAGGGAAAGGGAGUAUAUAUUCAGCUAAGUCUGGUCAGGACCCACCACCUUGCUCCAUACACCCUCAUGCUCACGACACACGGUCUCCUCGUCCAUCGUUGAAGCAAGUGGCGGAGGCCAAUCGUUCUCGGUCACCCAGUCUAAAGCAGGAAAUCUUGGGUGGCAAUUUGAGCCACCCCAUUGUCGGCAGCGACCCCGGUACGCUGAGGGGGAGGCCCGGCCUCAGUCCUGUGAUCCAAAGAUCAGCUCCAUUUCAAUCCACAGGAAGAGGAAGUCUGGCAUUUCAAGACCAGUAUAACAUGCCAAGAAGGCCAGGGCCUGCUUAUCCACUCACCAAGUUGCUUGGAAACGAAGCAGACGAUGGUACGAGCAGAUACGCGGUCGUAAUGCCACAGAUGCAGCGGAUCGGUUCCUCCUUCAGGAGAAAAGCUCAUAUGCCAGAACAGGCUUGGUCUGACUACCACACCAUGCACGUCCGCGAGAUGCCAAAUAAGCGGGCCUCAGAGAAAAUGUAUCACCAGACUCCUGUGGAGGAGUUUAGCCGACAGGCCCCUAAACUGGGAACUGGUGUGGCGUGGUACCUGACCCGCGGGACAAAGGUGGCUGACAACGUUCCAAAUGCAGGUUGGCAGUGUAAGAUGCAGACCGUCCACAACUUGCAAGCUGGGAGCUUUGCAGUGCCUCAAGGGGACAAAGGGGUCGAAGACAUGACCCAGCUGGAGGAGCUCCAUCAGGGUGUGGUCCUUCAAAAUAUCAGAAAGAGGUUCGAUCGGGGACUGAUUUACACCUACAUAGGCAGCAUCUUGGUGUCAGUCAACCCAUACAAAAUGUACAACAUCUACGGGACAGAUAACGUGCUGCUGUACGAAGGGAAGGCCCUGGGAGAGAAUCCACCACACCUUUUUGCAAUUGUAAACAUUGCCGUCAGCAAACUGAAAGAAGCCAAACUCAACCAAUGCAUUAUUAUCAGUGGCGAAAGCGGAUCGGGCAAAACGGAAGCCACCAAGCUGAUCCUCCGAUACUUGGCCGCGAUUAAUCGAAAGCACACUGCAACCCAGCAGAUAGAGAUUCUGGAAGCUAAAUCUCCUCUGGGUUAGAAUCCUUCUGAAAUGCUACUUGAGACUAAAGUUGAAUGGACCGUGAAUUCCGUUAGGUUUGGGAAAUUUGUGGAAAUCUUUCUGGAAGACAGGCUCAUCUGUGGUGCCAUAACUUCGCAGUACCUCCUGGAGAAGUCCAGAGUCGUCUUUCAGGCCAACAACGAAAGGAAUUACCACAUCUUUUACGAGCUGCUAGCUGGCCUUCCGAGUCACCAAAAGCGCAAAUUCUUCCUCCAAGAGGCUGAAACGUAUUUUUACCUGAACCAGGGAGGGAACUGUGAGAUUCCCGGCAAGGCGGACGCAGAGGAUUUCCACAGGCUGUUGACGGCCAUGGAAGUCCUUCAUUUCACCCUCGACGACCAGAACAGUAUCUUCCGAAUACUAGCUUCCAUCCUCCAUCUGGGAAACGUCUAUUUCGAAAAAUAUGAGAUCGAUUACCAGGAGGUGGCUUCCGUCGUGAGCGCCAGGGAAAUCCGAGUCGUGGCUGAGCUGCUGCAGAUCUCCCCAGAAUGCCUGCAGAAGGCGGUUACCUUCAAAGUGACGGAAACCCUGAGGGAAAAGAUCCUUACGCCACUCACAGUUGACAGCGCUAUGGAUGCGAGAGACGCCAUUGCCAAGAUCCUUUACUCCCUGCUCUUCAACUGGAUCACGGAGAGGAUCAACCGGCGGAUCUAUCCCAAACAAAAAGCCCUGUCGAUCGCCAUCUUGGACAUCUAUGGCUUUGAGGAUCUGGGUUUCAACAGUUUCGAGCAACUUUGCAUCAAUUAUGCCAACGAAUACAUCCAGUUCUUCUUCAACAAGAUCAUUUUCAAAGAAGAACAGGAGGAAUAUAUCCGGGAGCAGAUUGAAUGGAGAGAAAUCCCAUUUAACGACAACCAGCCGUGCAUCGAUCUCAUCGCCCAGAGGCCUUAUGGCAUUUUGAGGAUUCUGGAUGACCAAAGCAGUUUCCCGCAGGCGACGGACCACACAUUUCUCCAGAAGUGUCAUUACCACCACGGGGCCAAUGAACUGUACUCCAAGCCGAAGAUGCCGCUGCCGGAAUUCACCAUCAAGCAUUAUGCAGGCAAAGUCACCUACCAGGUGCAUAAAUUCUUGGAUAAAAAUCAUGACCAAGUGCGUCAAGACGUCCUGGAGCUUUUUGUCAACAGUAAGAUCAAACUGGUAGCUAACUUGUUCUUCAGCCAUGCGCAGUUAGUAGCCCAGCAAAAGACCAUGAUGGGAAUGAGCAACUCCAGCAAACGGAAGUACAAACCCCCAACCAUUGCCUCGAAAUUCCAGCAGUCGCUCCUAGAACUGGUGGAGAAAAUGGAAAGAUGCAACCCUUUCUUCAUCCGAUGCAUCAAACCCAACAACAAAAAGAAGCCGGGCCUCUUUGAGGAAGACAUCGUCGGCGCCCAGCUGAAGUACUCGGGGAUUCUGGAGACGAUCCGUAUCCGCAAAGAAGGCUUCCCUGUCCGCAUCCCCUUCAGGAUCUUCAUAGACAGGUACCGCUGCCUCGUCGAUCUCCGUCCUGACUCCAUGCCCGACGGGAUGUACUGUGUCAAAGUACUGACCAAACUCUGCCCGGUCACCUGUGAUAUGUACUGCAUUGGAGCAACUAAGCUCUUCAUGAAGGAGUGCGUCUACCAGCAGUUGGACAGCCGGUACGAACGGAUGAUGCACAUGGCGGUGUUGACUCUCCAGCGGUACACUCGGGGUUUCCUGAUCAAGAAGCGCUUCUAUGCCCUCCGGCACAAAAUCAUUCUCCUCCAGGCCCGGUCCCGUGGGUUCCUAGCCAGGCAAAAAUACUCGCGGCUGAGAGGGACCAUCAUCAAGUUCAGGUGCCUCGUGCGCAUCUACGUGAACCGCAAGAGAUACCUCAAGGUGAGAGCAGGUUGGCAGAGCAGAGUGACUCUCUUUCUCUGCGUCCCCCGUCAGGAAUUGUCCGCACGAGAGGUGAUGAGAGUUUCGACCUUGGAAGUCCCUGCUGAACUGGUUGGCCUUCUCAACACCGUGGCGGUCCACAGACAAGUGAACGAAGACUGCAUAGUUCCCGUGGCCCCUCCCAAGAUGCAAGCCGAUUCACAACUGAGCCUGCCCCUCGUCAUCAACAAUUACCCCAUGUCCAAGUAUGUGCGGACCCAUUUCAAGGAACCAGUUUUCGGGAUGCUCACCAAGACUCUGGCAACUCCUUUGACCCACCUGGACGACUGGCUAGUUGUAGAAGCAGUGAAUCUGUUCAAGUUGGUUCUCCGCUUCAUGGGUGACCCCAACCUCAACGGCACACAGGAGAGCCUCUUCGGGAACUACAUUGUACAGAAAGGGCUGUCGACGGCCGGCUUGCGGGACGAGAUCCUAGCCCAGAUCGUCAACCAAGUCUGGCGGAAUAUCAACAUCAACAACGAGGAACGGGGCUGGCUCCUGCUGGCCGUCUGCCUCAGCGCCUUUGUGCCCUCCCUCAACCUGGAGAAACACUUGCUGAAGUUCGUUUCUGACUAUGCCUUCGAUGGCUACAAGCCCGUCUGCCAACACAAGCUCAUGCAAGCCAUGGAAAAGACCAAGCAGGGCAUCGAAGCCGCUCGCUCGUAUCCCCCGACCUUGUUGGAGUGGAUGACCUGCCGUAAUAAAGUCAACAUGGCGCUGGACGUUUACUGUUUCAAUGGAGAUCACUUUCUGUGCCCCAUCAACUCCUGGACCACGGGAGAAGCUCUAGCUGCAAGCGUGCUGCAACACAGGGGGCUGGUGGACGGCUGGCGAGGCUGGUCCGUCACCAUGAAGGAUGGAACCCAGUGGGCUGAGCUAGCCGGCCAUGACUACGUCUUGGACCUGAUCUCCGACCUAGAGCUGAUCCGGGGCUUCCCGAAGCAGAAGUCCUAUUUCAUCAUUGCUUCAGAAGAUCCAGAGAAGACUGUCAGUGGCAAAGUACAUGGCUUGGACUCAGAAGAAGGUGUCCCUCCACCACCCCCCACCAAAGCCCCAACUGUGGCCCCCACCAACCUGCCUGAGUCAGAGGGAUACUGCAGUCAUGAUUCGGACACCUUCAGCGAGUCCCGGAGCCAGAAGGGAUUGGAUCGCUACUUGGACAGCCUCUUUGACCCGGUCCUCUCUUACGGGAAUGGGGACUUAGAGAGGUCGGCGGCCAUUUCCUACAGGAUGAAAGGCGGAGGUGGCGUCGGAGGAGGCCCCCACGAUGAGGGGCAGAGUCGUGCCGCCGGCAGGCCUCCUGAGGUGACCCAGGGGUUUGGGAAGAACGACGGCAAGAUCUCGACUAAGAAAACGUACUUCAGCCAAGAAGACUUGCUUUUGGCCCGCCACAUGUCGCAGCAAGUGGCCGCUCUACGGCAGCAGCAGCAGCAGCAGCAAGAAUCCGUGGGCUUACCUGGGCCCCCGCAGGGUUCCAGUUUCAGAUCUUCUUCCCAUCAAAGUCCCACCAGAACCCCAAAAACGAGUGCCUCUGGCCCCAAGCUGUUCACAGGGCUGGCCGUCCAGAGGGAAGCUGAAAGAAAGACGGUCGAAGGAAACUCGGCACCUCCGAGACACCCGCGGGACAGGCCCGCCUUUCAGAAAACGGCACCAGGCACCGAUCCGGCUUCCAGGAUGCGCGCUGGCGAGCUGGUGAGGCACUCCAAGCUGAACUCGGAGCACAUCCCGGAGCCGACGCAGAACAUACGCAAUAUUAUCAAGCAGUACCAGCAGCCUCCCCGGGUCACGGAGCCCAUCAGGAGGGAAGGUGGGAAGGUCUUUGUGAAGAAAAUGGACCCCCAUGAAGAAGCUCUGAAGAUCUUGAAGAAACAGAUGUCAGGAACGUCAGAGGCUCCACAGCCAGUUCCGGCCACUCGGGAACUGCCGGCCAAGGAGACGAUUGUCCCGGUGAAGCCCAUAAUCAGUGCCAACAUUAAGAUGCCUGUGCCACCAGCCAUUCGCCCGCCGCCUGCCACCCCCAGAUCAUUUCCAAGGGCAUUCCCAGCGCCCGUCUCACGACAAUUAGGAUCCGAGGAUGAGCAAAUCCAAACACAGCUUCACUACCGAUGCAGUGACGAAUUCUAUGCGUACCGCAACGUUACCUGGAAAAUCUACCUCCGGAAAGAGGUUUUCUACCCCAAGGACACGAUCAACAACCCUCUCCUGCUAGACCUCAUUUUCCGGCAGAUCUUUAACGAUACUAUGUCGGAGGCCUGUAUCCGCAUUACCCAAGCGGAGAGGCUUCACAUGAAGACUCUUUUUGCGGAAAACAAGCUUGAUUCCUUCAGCCCGGUGGCUGACGAAAGCGUGAAGAAGGAGAUAGUCAACGCUGCACGGGAUGGGUGGGAGAUCUAUUUUUCCCGCCUUUUCCCAGCUACGGGCAGCGUCGGCACCGGAGUGCAGAUCUUGGCCGUGUCCCACACAGGAAUUAAACUUCUGAGACUUGUCAAGGGCACACACUUGGUCGGGGAACAGCUGCGGGUGCUGCGGGGCUACGGCUACAGCGAUAUCCUCUUCGUGACCAUCCCCUCCAAGAACAUGUUGGAAUUCAACCUGACCCACGAGAAGCUCCUCCUCUUUUCCCCCAAAGCCCCCCAGGUGAAGGCCAUGGUGGACUUCUUCAUCACCGAGCUCAAGAAGGAUUCGCAGUACGUGGUGGCUAUCAAGAACUAUGUCACCAAUGACAAGAGUCUUUUGAGUUUCCAUAAAGGAGACAUCAUCUGCCUACGUCCCAUGGAAGGCGUGGGGAAAGGUGAGUCCUUGGACCGCUAUUAUGGCUGCGUGGUGCGCAAGAAAGUGAUGCUGCUCGAGGACGUAAAGAAGGGAACCCUGGAUUUUGGUUGGAAGUUUGGAGCCAUCUACGGGAAGUCCGGCUUCUUCCCCGCUGACUGUGUCCAGCCAGCAGCGGUGCCAGACUUCAUCCACCUGCCGAUGGACAAGAAAGAAGAGCCACAGGAUAAACAAGGGAAAGUGGCUGUCCCCACCUCGGUUGCCGUGGCCGUUGCAUCAGCAGCCGUGGCUCAGGAGCUGGAUAAGAAGACGGAGGCGAGUACAAUUGGCUGCGAAUACGCUGAGGAGUUUGAGGGAGCCAAGGGUGUAAGCCCACACGGCGGCCCCUACACCAUGCUGGAGUUUGCCAAGAAGUAUUUCCGAGAAGGCCAGCGGGCAAAGAUGGACCCCAACAAGCUAAAAUCCAAGAAAGGCGUUGAAUCAAAGGGCGUGGAAGAUAUUCUGAAGUUCACCAAGUCCCCCAUCCAGGAGUCGCUCAUUGAGUUCACGGACAGCGGCCUGAAUAAAAUUGCAGCCGAGACCUUCCAAGUUGUGAUGAAGUUCAUGGGGGACCUUCCUCUCAAGAGCCAAACAGAGCUAGAAGCGGUCUGCUCUCUUCUGAAGCUUUGCGGAGAAUAUGAGGUGAUCAGAGAUGAGGUUUAUUGCCAGGUCAUGAAGCAGAUCACGGACAACUCCAGCUCCAAGCCGGACAGCUGCCAGAAAGGGUGGAGGCUGCUCUACAUCCUGAGUGCUUAUUACAGGUGUUCGGAGGUCUUCAAACCAUACCUGCUGUCAUUCUUCCAGGAGGUCUGCAGCGAUCCCGCUUUACAUUUCCAAGGCAUUGCCAAGGCAUGCGAACAAAACCUGUGGAAAACUUUCCAGUUUGGAGGACGCUGCGGAUUCCCUGGAAACAUGGAGCUCAAAGCCAUGGUGGCCGGAAGGAGUUCGAAACGCCAGAUGGUCCUCUUGCCAGGGGGAAUUGAGAAACACCUAAAGAUCAAAACAUGUUCAGUUGCCCUGGAUGUGAUAGAAGAGAUCUGCUAUGAAAUGGGACUCAAUCGGCCCGAAGCCAUCAACGAAUAUAUCAUUUUUGCAGUUACCUGCCAAAAUCAGAACGUCCGGCCUUUGAACAAAAAGGAAUACAUCCUCGACGUCGUCAUGGAAAUGGAACAAGUAGACAGCAACUACAUGUUCUGGUACCGGCGGGUCAUCUGGAGCCAGCCGCUGAAAUUCGACAACGAGUUGUAUGUAACUAUGCACUACAACCAGGUGCUCCCGGACUACCUCAAGGGGCUCUUCAACACCCUCCCUUCCGUGAAGCCGACGGAACAACAAUUCCAGCAGGUUGCCAAGCUGGCUGCUCUCCAGCACCGGGCCAAAGACAGCGUCUACCUGCCGACCCUACGAGAGGUGCAGGAUUACAUCCCGUCCCAGCUCUACCACCUCCAGACGGCCCAGUCGUGGCUGGACAUGGCCUCACAACACACACAGCAAACGCUGCCGCUGAGCACCCACCAAGCUCGGGCGCAGUUCCUAGGGCUGCUGAGCGCCUUCCCCAUGUUUGGUUCAUCUUUCUUCUACAUCCAGAGCUGCAGCAACAAUUCUGUCAUCUCUCCCUGCAUCUUGGCCGUGAACCAGAAUGGACUCAACUUCCUGAACAAAGAGACCCAUGAACUGAUCACGAUCUACCCGUUGAAGGAGAUCCAAUCGACUCGCACCCAACGACCCUCGGCCGGAUCCAGCUACCCCUACGUAGAGAUUAUGUUGGGAGACUUGGUGUCACAAAAAGUCACCCAGCUGCAACUAGAGCAGGGCUUGGAGCUUUGCCGAGUGAUCGCGACGCACAUGGAGAAUUUGCUGCAUGCGCGGGAAAAGAGGCUCACACUCCCGCCGAGCGAGAUCACACUGUUGUGACGGCAGCCAGAACACUCUCUUACGGUUCCCUCUGGAAAGCAGAUGAAUCCGGACGAACCGGCAGUGGUUUACCCCAAGAGCUGCAUCUGCUCUACCCACAAUGUGUAGAGUCUCUGAUAACAAUGGA
Messenger RNA from Sphaerodactylus townsendi, 11378 nucleotides. RefSeq names its product myosin XVA (gene MYO15A). Gene Ontology annotation, molecular function: ATP binding; cytoskeletal motor activity; protein binding. Gene Ontology annotation, cellular component: cytoskeleton; myosin complex. The record is from RefSeq and is a predicted model, not a curated record. Lineage: Eukaryota; Metazoa; Chordata; Lepidosauria; Squamata; Sphaerodactylidae. The transcript has 65 exons.